UCAGAACACCCUGACCAAAGGAGGGUACUGUGUAAUUAGCAACUUUUGUUGCUGCGGUAGAACAGAUUUUGGACUGGCAAGAGCAAAAGCCUAGGAACCAUUGAGGGUGUCACAAGUCCCAGACAAAGGGGUAAUGGCAGUUAAAAGGAAGAGAUUUGUUUGGACUUUGAGGUGUAUUAUAUAGGUAGGAUUUUUAGAACUUGGUAAUAGUGUGGAGGUGGUGGUCUCAUGACAUCCCCAUGUAGAGUGGGCCACGGUGCCAUGUUAUCUAGAAUAUUAGGUGAAGCGGGUAUGCUGAACCUGUACUGGUAGAUUGGGCUCAGGUCCACAGUCUGAAUGGAUCUUCUCGUAAUAAACUGUGAAGAAGACGUGAGUGGAAGAGACCUGAGCACAACUACCCCUGGCAGUCCUGUUGUGAUUGGCUAAGCUAUGUUCAGGCUGCAAGUAAUGAGAACGUUACCUGAUUCUGCCCUGCUGGUGUCCCCGGACACCUUCUCUGUAUUUGUUAACAGGGGUGAGAUGGCCUCCAUCCUGAGAAGCCCUCAGGCUCUCCAGCUCACGUUAGCCCUGAUCAAGCCUGAUGCUGUUGCCCACCCGCUGAUUCUGGAGGCUGUACAUCAGCAGAUUCUGAGCAACAAGUUCCUCAUUGUGCGGAAGCGAGAACUACAGUGGAGAAAGGAAGACUGCCGCAGGUUCUACCGAGAGCACGAAGGGCGUUUUUUCUAUCAGCGGCUGGUGGAGUUCAUGUCCAGUGGGCCAAUCCGAGCCUACAUCCUUGCCCACAAAGAUGCCAUCCAGCUUUGGAGGACACUGAUGGGCCCCACCAGAGUAUUUCGAGCACGCCACAUGGCCCCAGAUUCAAUUCGUGGGAGUUUGGGACUCACUGACACCCGAAACACUACCCAUGGCUCAGACUCUGUGGUUUCCGCCAGCAGAGAGAUCGCAGCUUUCUUCCCUGACUUCAGUGAACAGCGCUGGUAUGAAGAGGAGGAGCCCCAGAUGCGCUGUGGUCCUGUUCGGUACAGUCCAGAGGAAGGGAUCCUGUGCACUGGAACGGGAGGCUUGGAACCAGCCUAGUAAAGUCCUGUCAGUCCCUGAGGGGAAUCAUGGGCUGUUGGACCCCAUCACCUGUCCAAAGACCUAGCAUAUCAUUGCUCAGCUGCUGCAAUCUAGUUCUCGCUACCUCUUCUAUGGAACAUUCUUGGGUAUUUGGGAAGGUUGGGGACUCCUCUUUUGUGUGUAUGCGGGGGUUACUGAAACAGGUUUCUCUGUAUAACAGCUCUCUAUGGCCAUCCCAGAACUUUUCUUGUGAUCAGGCUGACCUCAAACUCACAGAGAUCCUCCUGCCUCUGGCUCCUAAAUGCUGGGAUUAAAGGUUGUACACCACCA
This is a messenger RNA of Arvicola amphibius (Eurasian water vole), 1389 nucleotides long. RefSeq names its product NME/NM23 nucleoside diphosphate kinase 6 (gene Nme6). The record is from RefSeq and is a predicted model, not a curated record. Lineage: Eukaryota; Metazoa; Chordata; Mammalia; Rodentia; Cricetidae. Gene Ontology annotation, biological process: GTP biosynthetic process; CTP biosynthetic process; UTP biosynthetic process. Gene Ontology annotation, molecular function: nucleoside diphosphate kinase activity.